CACGCACCACGCAGCGCUCUCCAACACCACAUCGCCAAGCCCGCCUCCGUCGCGCCACCGCACGCGCUGACGCCGCUUCCCCCACACCGUCACACGCAUCCACGCGGCCCCAACGCCAGCCACAGCACGACUCUCACCCGCCCCCUCCUCCUCCUUCCCUUCCCCACGCCAUGGACCCGCGCGGCGUGGACGGCGCCGCUUCCUCCCCCACCGACCCGCCGAACCCCGAGUCCGAUCCGGCCGCGGCCGCGAUGGACGCGCGCCUCCCGGGCGACCUGCUGCGCGCGGUCCUGCAGCGGUUGCUGCCGGCCGACCUCGCGCGGGCCGCCUGCGUCUGCCGCGCGUGGCACGCGGUCGCGUCCGAUCGCGUCAUGCUCGAGGCCGUCUUCCGCGCGCCCUGGGGCGUGCGCCGCGUCAUCGGGGAGCCGGUGACGCGGGCCUUCUGGCGGGCCGCCUCCCUGGGGCGCUUCGCGCUCUCGCACACCGUCCGGCGCGGAGACACCGUCCCCGGCAUCGCCCUCAAGUACUCCGUCCAGGUGACUGAUGUCAAACGGUUCAAUAACAUGAUGAGUGACCAUGGUAUCUACUCAAGGGAGAGGCUUCUGAUACCAAUCAGUAACCCAGAAAUUCUGUUGGGUAGCACCUGCUACAUUGAGAUGGAUCAUAACGCGAAGAGAGAGGUCGCAGUCUUUUAUCCGGAGGGUCGCCCGGGUGGAAAAACUGAAUCCUUGGCAAUCACGGUUUCUGCGGAGAGACGAAGCAGAAAGAUUGUCGAGUCAGUGAGGCGGAGCUUGCAUGUUGACGACGGGACUGCUGCAUACUACUUGUCCAUUACGGAAGGCGAUCCGAGGGCUGCCAUGGUGGAGUUCUCCGAGGACCUAAGGUGGGAGCAGCAACGAGCAGGCCAUUAGAUUCAGAUCAAUGGGAUACGUUAAGAUCAUGGUACUUGAUGGAAUGAUGGGUACCAUUUGAUGGUUGCUGCCUGCUUGAACUGCUAUUGCUGGGUUACCCUCUACAAUGUAUUGUACACUCUGAACCUUUGUAAUAUAAUAUAAUGUCAGCUUCCGUGUAAUUAACAUACAUACAUGUAUAAUAAUUUCCGAAUGGCAGCUGUGAUGAAAAACAAAUUCUCA
Molecule: messenger RNA, 1133 nt
Organism: Phragmites australis (common reed)
Lineage: Eukaryota; Viridiplantae; Streptophyta; Magnoliopsida; Poales; Poaceae
Product: F-box protein At1g55000-like
Exons: 2
Coding region: 171-911 (246 amino acids)
Molecular function (GO): protein binding
Source: RefSeq, a predicted model, not a curated record